CGCCGUUGGGCAGACGGGCAGUUCAGGCGCCGUUGGGCAGACGGGCAGUUCAGGCGCCGUUGGGCAGACGGCAGACUCUGGCCGGCUGAGACGCACUGUAGGCCUGGUGCAUGGUGCCGGAACUGGAGGUACCGGGCUAAAGACACGCACCUUCAGGCUAGUGCGGGGAGAAGGAACAGGGCAUACUGGACCCUGGGGAUGCACAUUAGGCCUAGUGCGUGGUGCCGGAACUGGUGGUACCGGGCUGGGGACACGCAUCUCAGGGCUAGUGCGGGGAGCAGCAACAGGACGCACAGGACUCUGGAGACGCACAGGAGGCGUGGUGCGUGGUGUAGGCACUGGUGGUAAUGGGCUGGAGACACGCACCAUAGAGCUAGUGCGUGGAGGAGGCACAGGGCUCUGAAGACGCACAGGAAGCCUGGUGUGUGGUGUAGGCACUGGUGGUACUGGGUUGGGGCGGGGAGGUGGCGCCGGAAAUACCGGACCGUGCAGGCGUACUGGCUCCCUUGAGCACUGAGCCUGCCCAACCUUACCUGGUUGUAUGCUCCCCGUCGCCCGACCAGUGCGGGGAGGUGGAAUAACCCGCACCGGGCUAUGUAGGCGAACCGGGGACACCAUGCGUAAGGCUGGUGCCAUGUAAGCCGGCCCGAGGAGACGCACUGGUGACCAGAUGCGUUGGGCCGGCUUCAUGACAUCCGGCUCAACGCUCAAUCUAGCCCGGCCGAUACAUGGAGCUGGAAUGUACCGCACCGGGCUAUGCACGUGUACAGGAGACACCAUGCGCUCUACUGCGUAACACGGUGUCUGCCCGUACUCUCGCUCUCCACAGUAAGUACAAGGAGUAGGCGCAGGUCUCCUACCUGACUUCGCCACUCUCCCUUUAAGCCCCCCCCCCCAAGACAUUUUUGGGUUGUACUCACGGGCUUCCAGCCUUGCUUCCAUGCUGCCUCCUCAUAUCGCCUCCUCUCGGCUUUAGCUGCCUCCAGCUCUUCACGAGGGAGGCGAUAUUCUCCCGGUUGUGCCCAAGGUCCCUUUCCAUCCAGUAUCUCCUCCCAUGUCCAUGAAUCCUGUGUAGGUGGGUCCUGUUGCCGCUUGACACACCGCUUGGUCCUAGAUUGGUGGGUAAUUCUGUCACGAUCGUCUUGAUAAGAGAGAGAGGACCAAGGCACAGCGCGUGAAAAAUACAUCUUCUUUUAAUGAAGGAAAAAAUAAACACUUACAAAAUGAACAAAAGUGAAGCUAAACUGAACUAAGUGCACAUAUGCAACAUAGAACAUAGACAAUUACCCACAAAACCCAAAUGCCUAUGGCUGCCUUAAAUAUGGCUCUCAAUCAGAGAGAAUAAACCACAGCUGUCUCUAAUUGAGAACCAAUCUAGGCAGCCAUAGACAUACAAACACCUAGACAAGACACUGCCCCAUUAAACAUACAAACCCCUAGACAAACCAAAACACAUACAUCCCCAUGUCACACCCUGACCUAACUAAAAUAAUAAUGCAAACAAAGAUAACUAAGGCCAGGGGCCUGUUGCACAAAAGUAGAAUUAAGACAUCCGGGAUAAAUGACUCAGCUGAGCUCAAUGAAGCCAAAACAUGUGCGUCCAGGCUUAAUUGGUUGCACAAAGACCAAGCCAGGAUGAGCAGACACGGAUUCAUUAAACCAGGUGAAACCAAUCCUGGAUAGGUGCGCGCUCACGGCUCACUCAAAUAGACCCCGCCACAGAUCACAGAUUAACUGAUUUACCAUGGCAACUACAGCCGCGUACUUUUCCCCGUCGGAAGCACAAAUCCUCAUGGAGGCAUACGAGGAGGUAAAAGAUAUAAUUAAGAAGAAAGGCAACACCGCCACAGUGAUAAAGCAAAGAGAAAAAGCGUGGCAAAGUAUUGCAGACCGCCUGAAUGCAUUAAACAUGAACGGGCCAAAGCGGACAUGGCAGCAGGUCAAAAUCAAAUACAAGAACAUUCUGCAGAAUGCAGUGAAAAAGAAUACCCACAGACAAGGCACGGGUGGUGGGUCACCAAAGGCUGACCUUACCCCAGCAGAGGACAUGGCCUUGGAGCUAAAUAAAGGCAGGCCCGUCUUAGAGGGGAUCCCUGGGGGGAAAGAGACGAGCAUAGGUUCCUCCCAAGAUGCCACCCGCUUCAUUCAAGUGUCUGGCAGCACUGUGUUCCUGUUAGAGCCACCAGCACAAGCACCAGACGAUGCUGAUCCAGGUGAAGGCCCCAGUGCAACAGCACAUGAUGGAGACGAUGAUGAGGAGGAGACCAUCUCUCUGGAUUCCAGAAGGCAUGAGGACCCAGAUGCUAUACAGUGGGAAAACCAGCCUGGCAACAUAAGCUCACAAGCUAUCAGAAAGUUGUAUGGCAACCACCUCCGGCGCCAAAUAGAACUGGCAGACAUGGACAUUCAGUACAAGAAGAAAAAGAUGGAAAAUCUUGCACUGGAGUCCGAAAUAAAAAAGAGGACAAUUAGGAAACUGGACCUUGAAAUAAAAAAACUUGAGAGGGAGCUCCAAGAAGACGACACAGCUCAAAAUAAAAAUUAGCAAUCAGUACAACCAAGUCAUCGUUAUAAGGCAUCGCCCUCUUUUGCCCACCCCCCCAGCACCAGGUGUGGCCACUAGCCUAUAUGAAGGCCCAAAAUUGUGUGUUCCUUUCUGCUCUGACAAUGGCAUGCCCAUUCGUGCGAGAUGUGGUGGAUGAAGAAGCACUUGUGCUGAGGAGAGCCUUCAGGCGAGAAAGGGUCUUCAGGGACCGGUUGGACCCACUGGCCUUCCCUGAUGACCAUCUAUAUGAAAGAUACAGGUUUUCUGCAGAUGGCAUCAGGUAUCUAUGCAGACUACUGGGUCCCAGGAUUAAGCACCGCACUGCACGGAGCCAUGCACUGAGUGUGGAGCAAAUGGUUUGUGUGGCCUUGCGCUUUUUUGCUAGUGGAGCCUUCCUGUACUCAGUGGGGGAUGCAGAACAGCUGAACAAGGCCACAAUUUGCCGCACAAUAAGGAGUGUGUGUCUGGCUAUCAAAGCAUUAGCAGAUGUCUUCAUCUCCUUCCCUGGCCACAGAAGACUCUGUGACAUCAAAGAGGAGUUCUAUAGGAUUGCAGAUGGUCUGCAAUGCUGACUGUGUGAUCAGCAAUGUUGUGGCAAAAUGGCCUGGCUCAGUCCAUGACUCCAGAAUCUUUCGGUCCUCUGAAAUCUAUCAGUGCCUAUCACAAGGUGAAUUCUCUGGUGUGUUGCUGGGAGACAGGGCGUAUGGCUGCCAGCCUUUUCUCCUGACACCUUUCACAGACCCCCAGGAAGCACAGCAGGCCUACAACCAUGCCCAUGCCAGGACCAGGGCCAGAGUUGAAAUGACCUUUGGCCUCCUGAAGGCACGCUUUCACUGCCUUCACAAAUUAAGGGUCAGCCCUGUUAGGGCAUGUGAUAUUACUGUGGCUUGUGCUGUCCUCCACAAUGUGGCCUGCCUGAGGAAGGAGAGGGCCCCCAGAGUGCCACCAGCCAUGGACUGGGACAAUCCGGCAAUCUUCCCUGAUGACGACAGUGGUCGGCUGCUGAGGGACCAAUAUGUGUUGAAUUAUUUUAGUUAGUAUGUGUGCUUUCAAUUUUGGUUAAAUAUGUCCUGCGGUGGCAGAGGAAUUUGGGUUUUUUUGGGUUCGUUUUUUUAUGAAUUUGGCCUCUUAUGAUGUUUGUGCGGUAUACUGUGUGUAAUACAAGGCUGCAGGGAGGCUACUGCAUCCAUUCAUUUGUCUGUUCAGUUGAUGUGUAUGGAUUUGUCCUGCAUUUAUUUUAGUGUGCAGACAUGCAGGGUGUGUUAUAUACAGACCUUUGAAUGUGUAUGUAUCAUUUUGUAUAAUAUGCUUGGAUUCUGUGCUUUCCAUCUUGUAGAGUCACUGUGACUUCAGUUUCGAAAGGAGCUGAUGGUUUACCUGCUUUGUUUUGUCCUUAUUCAAUAAAGGAACAUAAUGUUACACAUUGUGUUUUUAUAUUCAUA
This is a messenger RNA of Salvelinus fontinalis (brook trout), 3987 nucleotides long. RefSeq lists its product as uncharacterized. Gene Ontology annotation, cellular component: nucleus. The transcript has 11 exons. Lineage: Eukaryota; Metazoa; Chordata; Actinopteri; Salmoniformes; Salmonidae. The record is from RefSeq and is a predicted model, not a curated record. The coding region runs from base 1745 to 2545 and encodes 266 amino acids.